Molecule: messenger RNA, 1170 nt
Organism: Aspergillus mulundensis
Lineage: Eukaryota; Fungi; Ascomycota; Eurotiomycetes; Eurotiales; Aspergillaceae
Exons: 2
Coding region: 1-1170 (389 amino acids)
Source: RefSeq, a predicted model, not a curated record
AUGACUGAGCCAUCAACCGAAGAAGAGACGGGCAUUACGACCCUAUCCAGCACACCUACCCUGCCCAUCCGGGAAUUCACAGGCCAGCCUUCGGAUACAUUGACCUACGAGUUCGAUCCAAACGCCGACAUCACCCUCGUGCUGCGCAAUGCCCCGCAGAACCUCCCCCCAAGCCUGCAGGGUCUUAACCGGUCCGACCUCGCAGGGUCGCUGCCAGUCUUCAGCACAAACUCUAGCAUCUUUCGACGCGGUAAGACACUCCGGCUCCGCGUCUCAUCAAGACACCUGACCCUGUCCUGUCCGUACUUCGCCCGGAUGCUCGAGAGCCAGUUCCGCGAGGGCACCGAGUUCCAGUCUACGGGACAGGCGGAAAUCGAGCUGCAAGAAACCCGCACCAUGUCGUUUUUACUGCUCAUGUUUAUCAUCCAUUGUCGGACGCGCCAGGUCCCGACUGCCGUGACCCUAUCAGUUCUAACUGAUAUUGCCGUUCUGGUUGACUACUAUGAGUGCCAUGAUGCGAUUGCGCUGUUUGCAAAUCUCUGGAUCAAGGAUCUGGCGUAUACUGUUCCGAAGCCGAUCACGGCACCGAUAGGUGUUACGGCAUUCCAACCUGAUUGCAACGACUCUGCUCUUAACUGGCUCCUGAUUUCUUGGGUUUUCAAGGACAAGUCGGUGUUCAAGCAGGUGACUUCGCACCUGCUCCAUUAUAGCAUUGAUGAGAUUAGCUCAGAUGGGCUGCCGAUCCCUGGCUCGAUUAUAGAGAGAUUGAACAGCCAAAGAAACGCCAACAUCUCCUUCCUGAUUAACGACUUGAAUGCCCUACACUCCCAGGCCGCAAAAGGAUGCCAGAAACAAGCUGUCAAAUCAGUCCAGAUGUGUACAUACACCGUCCUCGGCGCCUUGACAAAGCACAUGAUGGACAUGAAACUCCACCCGACAUCACCAGCCAGCCCUUACAAGGGGAUUGGAAUCACAGAGUUGAAGCAGAUCUGCGCCGCCUGGACUUCUCCGGAAAUUACAGAACCCUACUUGCCUAACCACCAUGCAGCAUGUUCCUUGAAGUCGCGUGUUGCUGCCGUUUUGAAACGACACCCGGAUCUGGUGGGACUUGAGCUUGAUGACACCUUUGGAAAGAGUGUGCGAGGCCGCGGCAAGGAAACAGUGAACUAA